Molecule: messenger RNA, 1667 nt
Organism: Arabidopsis arenosa
Lineage: Eukaryota; Viridiplantae; Streptophyta; Magnoliopsida; Brassicales; Brassicaceae
Source: the annotation of a GenBank genome assembly
AAUAAAUACUAUCUCACUUUCUUCUAUCAAGCAAUCUUGUUGAAGAAAUAAGAUUUUUGAGAAUUUGAUCACAAUUUUGAAGGAAGAAAGAUCAAACGAUGGAGUCGAUAACGUUGGAUAUAGAGCUGUUGCAGUUGCCGGAGACAUCGCCAAUGUCGAUGAAGUCUAAUCAAGAUUUUGUUAAGAAGCUCUUUGAUCAAUGGCUUGCUCUUCCAGAAACCAAUCGCUUGGUCACAUCUUUGGUAAAUGAUGCAAAGGCAGGAGUGGCUCUGAAUGUUAUGUGUGGAGGAGGCUCUUCGGGUACAAAUUCAGGGUCGAAUAGUCCAUUGGCUUCGAUGUUUCCAGCACGCAAUGGGCCUCCUCUUUCUCCAAGGAACUCAACUGGUUCGCCUCGGAUCACCAGACAAAGGACUGGUCUUUCUAAUCUUAGUUCUCCUCUCAAAGUAGUUUCUGAUCAUGUUAAAGAACUCAUUCCUCAGUUUUACUUUGAAGAUGGUCGCCCACCACCAAAUGAUCUAAAAGAACAGUGUAUAGCUAAGAUCAACAGUCUUUUUUAUGGCCAUGAGGAUGGUUUGCAACUUCAAGAAUUUAAAUUGGUCACUACUGAGAUCUGCAAGGUUCCAUCAUUUUUUUCCACCACCAUUUUCAAGAAAGUUGAUACCAAUAACACUGGUUUUGUCAAAAGAGAAGACUUCAUUGAUUAUUGGGUUAAGGGAAAUAUGUUGACAAAGGAGAUAACAAGUCAGAUAUUUACAAUACUGAAGCAACCAGAUCACAAGUACCUUGUCCAGGAUGAUUUCAAGCCUGUUCUCCAAGAACUAUUAGCAACACACCCUGGUCUUGAAUUCUUGCAAGGAACACCUGAGUUUCAGGAUAGAUAUGCUGAAACUGUAAUAUACAGAAUAUAUUACUACAUAAAUAGGAGUGGGAAUGGACAUCUUACAUUGAGAGAGCUUAAGCGAGGAAAUUUAGUUGACGCAAUGCAGCAUGCCGAUGAAGAAGAGGACAUCAAUAAGGUGUUGAGGUACUUCUCGUAUGAACAUUUCUAUGUCAUAUACUGCAAGUUCUGGGAGCUGGAUACAGAUCAUGAUUUCUUGAUCGACAAAGAAAAUCUCAUCCGAUAUAGUAAUCAUGCCCUCACCUACAGGAUUGUCGACCGAAUCUUUUCUCAGGUACCAAGGAAGUUUACUAGUAAAAGCGAAGGAAAGAUGGGUUAUGAGGAUUUUGUUUACUUCAUAUUAGCUGAAGAAGACAAGUCAUCAGAACCUAGUCUUGAGUAUUGGUUCAAGUGCAUAGAUUUGGAUGCAAAUGGAGUUUUGACGCGGAACGAGCUACAAUUCUUUUACGAGGAGCAGCUGCAUAGAAUGGAAUGCAUGGCGCAAGAGGCUGUGCUGUUUGAGGAUAUUCUAUGCCAAUUAUUCGACAUGUUUAUGGCGUUUGAAACUCGCGAUCCCUUCCUCAUUCGUCAGGAGCGGGCAAAUCCGACAUGGACAGAGUGGGAUCGUUUUGCUCAUAGAGAAUAUAUUAGGCUAUCAAUGGAAGAAGAUGUCGAAGAUGCUUCUAAUGGAAGUGCUGAAGCAUGGGACGACUCACUUGAGGUCCCCUUUUGAAUGGUAAGCUCUCACUAUACAAAGCGGACUAAUGAGUAAUAUAAUCAACAAUUUACG